AUGGGAUCAAUCAUGUUUGUCACGGCUUUCUUGAGCAUGUGGAUUUCAAACACCGCCACAACCGCAAUGAUGUUGCCCAUCGCCGUCGCUACAGUCAAAACAAUCGUUGGGGACAAAGAAGAUUCCUCGGAAGUGAAAGAAGAAAGCUCGGAGAUUGAGGCGGAUCAAGGCUUUAAUGUAACUCUCGACCCCGCUGCCUACGAAACUGGGCCACAAAAGUCGACCUUGUCGAUCCAUCUUUCUAAAUUUGGCGGUUUUAUCCAGAAAAUGCGAUACUCGCGGAAUCCAUCAGCAUUAGCUUCUCCCAUGACUUCGAUGACAUCUGUUCAGCAAUCGCAAGAGCGACAAAAGAAUAAUCGUCAAUCUGGAACCCAAGUGCCCCGAAUCGUUGUCGACCCGGUGGCUGGAUUCGAAAACGGAAAUGACGUGGAUGGCUUCAGUGACGCCCAGACACCCCUAACUGACUCUUACCAGAUUCAAAACGAGUCUGCCAUGACGUUGGAUACUUCGAACCAGAAUCUUUUGGUGGAAAAACGAGUCUCACGAACGAGAAAACAGAAGAAAAGAAAAUCGAAGGAAUCUCCAGAUCUGCUCAUGAAAGCCAUGCUUCUCGCAGUCGCCUACUCCGCCAACAUCGGCGGAAUCGGCACACUCAUCGGCACACCCGUCAAUCUCAUCCUCCAAACCCAAAUCUCCACCGUCUUCAACCACCCUUCCGCUGGAGAAGAAAUCAAUUUUCUCACUUGGAUGGUCUACGCUCUUCCCGUUUCGAUCAUUUGCAAUAUUUUCUGCUGGAUUUGGCUUUUGACCCUCUUCGUUGGAAUCAAAAAAGUGUGGAAUGACAUCAAACGGCGCGAAGUGACAUCGCAGGAUGAACAAGUCGUAAAGGACAUUCACGAUCGAUAUGAGAAUCUUGGAAAGAUGAAGUACACCGAAAUCGUUGUAUUGAUUCAUUUUGUCGCUCUGGCUGUGCUUUGGUUUACGAGAAGUCCCAAGUUUAUGCCUGGAUGGGAAGCGGGUUUUGAUGGUGGAUACGUAAGGGACUCUACUCCAGCUCUUUUGACCUGUUUCAGUCUUUUUAUCUUCCCUUCACAGCCGAAUUUCUUCCGCUGGCUCCUCGGAAAGCCCUGUGAAAAAGAUGAAGAAGGAAUGCCAAAAGCUGCAGAGCCAAUUUUAAAAUGGAAAGAAGUUCAACGAACUCUUGCUUGGGACGUCAUCAUCCUCCUUGGAGCCGGCUUUGCCCUUGCUGAUGCUUGCCAGCGCUCAGGAUUGUCACAGAUUCUCGGGGAAGGAAUAAAAGAGUUAGUUUCUGAAUGGCCGUUUUCGAUCCUUCCCUUUUCCAUCGCACUGUUGAUCUCCUUCGUCACCGGUUUUACUUCAAAUACAUCAACCGCCUCGGUUUUUCUUCCGAUUUUGAUGAGUCUGGCGCAAGCGAUCCACCUCAAUCCCCUCGUGCUCUGCAUUCCAGCCACCAUGGCAUGUUCCUUCGCCUUCCUUUUGCCUAUCGCGACGCCGCCAAAUGCAAUCGCCUUCAGUUACGGUGCCUUGCGAUCGUUUGACAUGGUCCGGGCCGGAUUCUUGAUGAACAUCAUUUGUGUCACAAUCUCGGCGAUUUUCCUACCUAUCAUAGCUUAUCCAACUUACAACCUUGGCGUCUAUCCUGAUUGGGCCAACACAACAAUAAGUGGCUGA
This is a messenger RNA of Oikopleura dioica, 1692 nucleotides long. The record is from the annotation of a GenBank genome assembly. NCBI's taxonomy places the organism in Eukaryota, Metazoa, Chordata, Appendicularia, Copelata, Oikopleuridae.